CUUAUGCCUAGCUCCUCCUCUGAUAUUAAGAUGACACUUUUUAUAGAGCUUCAGCUUCUAUGCUGCCAUUACUCUUUUGUGGGAUCUGAGACCAGGAGGUGACAAAAGAGCCACCAUGAGCCAAGUGACAAUCAAGGACCUUGAAGUCCUCAACUGUGAAUAUGGCAAGAAUACAAUUAAGUUCCUUCGCCUUCAUAAAGAAGGAAAGAAGCAGUUUGUUAAAGAAGUGGAAGUGUGUGCGCAUCUCCGGCUGACUUCUCCUCAGGAGUACCUGGAAGGGAACAAUUCUCUUGUGAUACCUACAGACACCAUAAAGAAUAUUGUCCUUGUGUUGGCCAAAAAAAAUGGGAUCCCAAGUUUAGAACAAUUUGCUAUAGAUAUCUGCAAUCACUUCAUGACAACAUUUUGCCAAGUGGCGUACGUCAAAGCCUACGUUCAAGAAGUACCAUGGCAACGUCUGCAUGAGGAUGGCGUUCCCCACAUCCACUCAUUCAUAUGUGUUCCUGAUGGGAUCCGCUUUUGUGAAGCUGAGCAGUGCCGGAAUGGUCCUCUGAUUGUCUUUGCUGGAAUUAAGGACCUGAAACUUAUGAAGACAACACAGUCUGGAUUUGAAGGCUUCUAUAAGAAUGAACACACCACGCUUCCUGAAAGACAUGACAGGAUUCUAUGUGGAGAGUUCUUCUGCAAAUGGUCAUACGGCGAAUGCAAGGAUUUUGACUUCAAUUGCAUAUGGAAAAAAAUCCGUGAAUGUAUCCUUGAAUCCUUUGCUGGACCACCUGACUGUGGGGAAUAUUCACCCUCUUACCAGAAAACUGUCAACUGCAUCCAGAUGCUUGUCCUUUCCAGAGUGCCACAGGUACAGGUCAUAGAAGUCGUCUUGAACAACACUUUUUAUAAUGUUGUAGACAUGAAGAAUCUAGGCUUGACCAAUGAAAAAGAAGUUUUGGUUCCAGUGGAAACUCCUUAUGGCUCCUGUACUUGCACACUUGGCCGGAAGUCAUUUUUUGAAGCACAAGGCCACAUGCUGAGAGAUGAGAGGAAAUGUCAGUUUGGACUGGCAGCUGCCCAGGGAAACUAAACCUCUUGCCUCUAUGCAACCUUCCUGAUAAACUUAACAGCAUGGCUUUCCUAUCAAUGUUUACUCCUUAUUGGCCUCUUCCACUGCUGACUACUUUUCCCUCUAUGAACUCCUGAACAUGGGAUUUAUGAAGGACCCUCAGGAAAUUGGAAAUCGAAGUCUAUCCCUGACUUCCAGAGUGAUUUGCAGACUGAAGUGUCCUAAGUUCUUUGGAAAAUCCCAGCUGGAAACAUUAGGUAAAUUAAUUUUUAAACUAGCUAUUCCUAGACCUUUUAAUGAAACAAA
Messenger RNA from Haemorhous mexicanus (house finch), 1363 nucleotides. RefSeq names its product uricase-like. Gene Ontology annotation, molecular function: urate oxidase activity. The transcript has 8 exons. The record is from RefSeq and is a predicted model, not a curated record. The coding region runs from base 116 to 1078 and encodes 320 amino acids. Lineage: Eukaryota; Metazoa; Chordata; Aves; Passeriformes; Fringillidae. Gene Ontology annotation, biological process: purine nucleobase catabolic process; urate catabolic process. Gene Ontology annotation, cellular component: peroxisome.